Onthophagus taurus is the source of this 1188-nucleotide messenger RNA. The record is from RefSeq and is a predicted model, not a curated record. NCBI's taxonomy places the organism in Eukaryota, Metazoa, Arthropoda, Insecta, Coleoptera, Scarabaeidae.
UUUCGUUUGUUUUAACGUCACUUUUCAAAAUAUUUUGUCAUCUAAUCAUCUCUCAUAAAAAUUAUUAAAAAAAUUUAAAAGUUAAAAUGGCAACGGGUGAAAAGUUAAGUAUCCAACCAAGAUGUUGCGGAAAAAUGUCAAGACACAUCUUUAAAGUUAAAAAAGUGGAUUUUUCGAUAGCUGAUUGUAAACUAGACGAUGUUAAAUACAAGGUUUACAGAAAUAAUUCAGACGAGGCGGUACCUUACACUGAAGAUACGAUAAAAUCAGCUGAAUUAGACCUCGAUCUUCCUUUUACGGUUUUAAUUCACGAUUGGUUAUCUAACGGGGAUUGUUAUUGGUAUGAACCAUUUCGAAAAGCACUUUUCCAAAUAGGGCAGAAUAACUUGGUCUGUGUCGAUUGGUCAAUUUCCGCCGCAAAAUAUUACGAUAUGGCGGCGGCUAAUUCAAAAUAUGUUGGGGGAUUUAUUGCAGAUUUUAUACUCGCUUCAAAAGUUGACAUAAAAAAAGUACACGUAAUAGGACAUUCAUUAGGCGCGCAAGUAGCCGGAUUCGUUGGGAAAAGAAUCUUUCAACGAACAUGUGAAAAAUUGGCCAGGAUUACGUUAUCCGAUCCUUCAGCAUUAGGUUUUGAACUGCCUACCGUUAGAAACGAUGAAAAAGCGUACGAAGAAGACGCUGAUUUUGUUGAUGUUAUUCAUUCAGAUAUGGGCCAUUAUGGAUGUAUUGAUCCAGUAGGUCACGUUGAUUUUUAUCCAAAUGGUGGUAAAGAACAACCAGGGUGUCCAGAAUUAUGUGAUGACGAUGACUGUAGCCGCUCAAGAGCGAUUUUAUAUUUCAUCGAAUCGAUCACAAGCGAUGAAUUUAAGUCUGCCCCAAGUGAAAAUUUUGAUGAAUUUAUAGAAGGAAUUUUCGCCGAGGAAGAUAUUAUUGUUUUUGGUUAUAAUUGUCCAACAGAAGCGAGAGGAGUACACUAUUUUGCAACGAAUGAAACUCCGCCAUAUGCUCAAGGCGAUAUAUAUCCAAAAGUUUUCAGUGACGCUUCGGAUGAUGGGGAAGAAGGUGAUCAGGGUGAGGAAGGUGAAGAAGGUGAUCAAGGUGAAGGAGGCGAAUAGGAUUAAAAGUUUGAAAUUUAAUGAAUGUUUUUUGAAGGUAAAAUAAAAGCGUUUUAUACAUUUAUUGCAAUAA